Messenger RNA from Yarrowia lipolytica CLIB122, 720 nucleotides. RefSeq lists its product as uncharacterized. The record is from RefSeq and is a predicted model, not a curated record. NCBI's taxonomy places the organism in Eukaryota, Fungi, Ascomycota, Dipodascomycetes, Dipodascales.
AUGUGGCGACUAGGUCCUCGACACUUUUCCACGUCCGCCGCUCGGGCCGCAGACUCGUCGACCCACUACUCGAUUCUGGGCGUCAGCGUGUCCGCCACGGCGGCAGAAAUCAAAACCGCCUUCUACCAGCUCUCCAAGGUGUACCAUCCCGACCGGGUCCGCAACAAGAGCGAGGAGGAGCAAAAGAUGAGCCGUCUCAAGUUCGAGGAGGUUUCCAUGGCCUACACGGUGCUGUCUGAUCCCGCUCAGAAGCGAGACUACGACCAGCAGAACUCGUACCGCUUUAAUGGAGGCUCGGCAGGCACCCAGGGCAACCCCAACACUGGAUCCGGAUUCCACAGCACUGGAAUGUUCCGCGAACGGCCUGCGUCUGGAUUCAACCGACGGGCAGACAAGCAACGUACGUCCACGUUCCAGGGUGGCUACCGAACGUCGAAAAUGAAGGCAAACACUGCUUCUUCGCGUUUUUCCGGAGAACACCGAGAGGCGUCCAACUACGACGUGCCUCACUUUGACUACGAUAAACACCACCACCAACAGUGCUCGUACGAAGAACAUAGAGUGCGACACCAGCGCCAGCAGGACGAGGAGUUUCGACAGGCCCGACGCAAGAAGAACGAAGAGAGACAGUAUCAUACCCAGGGAGGAGGCAUUAACGUCGGAGCUGUUGCUGGGUUGGGGGCCACGGGUGUGGUGUUGAUUGCCAUGAUGUGUAGAUAG